Molecule: messenger RNA, 1182 nt
Organism: Saccharomyces kudriavzevii IFO 1802
Lineage: Eukaryota; Fungi; Ascomycota; Saccharomycetes; Saccharomycetales; Saccharomycetaceae
Gene: PTC4
Product: type 2C protein phosphatase PTC4
Exons: 1
Coding region: 1-1182 (393 amino acids)
Biological process (GO): protein dephosphorylation
Molecular function (GO): protein serine/threonine phosphatase activity; cation binding
Source: RefSeq, a predicted model, not a curated record
AUGGGUCAAUUGCUAUCUCAUCCCUUAACGGAGAAGACCAUAGAAUACAAUGAAUAUAAAAACAAUCAGGCUGCCACUGGCACCGUCCCGCGAUUUUACAAUUGCGUAGGGUCUAUGCAAGGUUAUCGUUUGACUCAAGAGGAUGCACAUCUAAUUAGGAAUGAAAACUCCACUGUAUGCGUACGAUUUUUCAACCCGUUCAUAGACAAGUACGAAAGCUUGUCGUUGAACGUCUUUGCAGUUUUCGAUGGCCACGGUGGUGAUGAUUGUUCCAAAUUCCUAAGCGGGGGACGUCAUCAUCGCGACGGUAAUGGCAAUAACAACGGUAAUGGCGACAGUAGUGCUGGUUUGAUCAAAUGGAUCGCCUACAGUUUUGAAAAUCAUCAUUACACUUCUUCAACGAAUAAUGAUUCCUCAAAAUUCAAGAGAUCUUUCAAUACGCUGGAAGGGCUAGUGUCUCAAAUCCUUAAAGACGCUUUCAUACUACAAGAUGAAGAGUUAUAUCGACAUUUUGCCAAUAAUUCGUGCGGCUCUACUGCCGUAGUGGCAUGUAUCAUAAAUGAGGAAUCACUCUAUGUGGCGAACUGUGGUGAUUCACGAUGUAUUCUUUCUUCAAAGGCCAAUGGCAUAAAGACGAUGUCGUUCGAUCAUAAGCCGCAACACAUAGGCGAAUUAAUACGUAUAAACGAUAAUGGCGGUACCGUCUCCCUUGGAAGGGUGGGCGGGGUAUUGGCACUCAGCAGAGCAUUUAGUGAUUUUCAAUUCAAAAGAGGUGUCUCGUAUCCACAUAGAAGGACUAAACUUACAAACAUUACUCAGAAUUUAACUAAUGGAACAGCGCCACAAGAAGCACAAGUCACUGUUGAACCAGAUGUGCUGAUGCAUAAGAUUGACUAUUCUAGAGAUGAAUUUUUGGUAUUGGCCUGUGACGGUAUAUGGGAUAUUUAUAAUAACAAACAACUAAUUCACUUCAUAAAGUACCACCUGGUGUCAGGCACGAAGUUGGACGCUAUAAUAACGAAGUUGCUGGAUCAUGGGAUAGCACAGGCCAAUAGUAACACGGGUGUCGGUUUUGAUAAUAUGACUGCCAUCAUUGUGGUGCUAAACAGAAAAGGUGAAACGUUGCAGGACUGGUUCAAUAAAAUGAAGACACGCUUAGAGAGAGAAAGGGGUUUAGUGUAG